UUAUCUGAGCAAUCAAUACUUGUGACACGUGAAAAAUCUGCUGAUGUACCCUCGAGAUUUGAAAAGGCCAAACGCUAGAUUAAGCGUUGACUAGUGUCAUGAUGACUUCUGCUCUGACAGGGUUUCUGGUCCUGUGUGCCCUGGGGGCGCUCGCGCUUGCCCAAGAAUCCGAGAAAAGGCCCCCGGUGCUCACCAUAGAAGGGCUGGGUGACGUCCAAGGAACAUACGGCAAGUCCAGAGAUGGCAGGACCUUCGAAUCCUACAGAGGAGUCCGAUUUGCUCAGUCUCCAAAAACCUCAAACCGUAGAUUUCUGCCUCCAAUCCCUGAAGAGCCAUGGGAGGAACAAGUCAACGCGACCUGGUACGGGAGACACUGCACCCAGACUUCUCCCCUGAAAGGCAACGACUUUUAUACCCUGCAUCGACUUGGACAGUCCGACAUUGAAGAACAAGCGGACGCCGACUUGGAAGAUUGUCUUUUCGUUCAAGUUUACACUCCUCAGAGGGAUCCAGAUCAACUGAUGCCGGUGAUGGUUUGGUUCCACGGAGGUGCUUUCGUUGACGGUUCAUCGCUCAUCUAUGGGCCUCAAUUUUUCAUGGACUACGACGUCGUCAUUGUCGUUCCUCACUACCGUCUCGGUCCUCUAGGAUUCAUGUCAUUGGAAAUUGAUGAGAUCCCAGGAAACGCUGGCAUGUUCGAUCAGAUUGAGGCCCUUAGAUGGGUGCAGAACUACAUUCAUAGUUUUGGAGGCGACAAAGACCAAGUCACCAUUUUUGGCGAGUCAGCAGGCGCUGCCAGUGUUUCUUUCCUCGCAAUCAGUCCUCUCGCCAAGGGCCUCUUUAAAAGAAUCAUCGCUGAAAGUGGCGCCGCUAUGGACGAGUGGACCAUCGACAGGAACCCCGUCUACAAUGCUUUGGGCGUCGCCCGACACGCAGGAUGCGACCAGCCAGAGGGAUCCCAAGAACUGGUCGACUGUCUGAAAACUGUCGACCCCAUGAACUUGACGAUGGCUUACAAAAAUAUGUGGAAACCGGAACAGAUUGCCUUGGGAAGGACUGGCUUUGGCGGCUGCACGCCAAUCAUCCAGACCUUUGGAGAGCAAAAGUUCAUUGACAAGGAGGUCAUGGAAUACUGGAACGACCCUGAGUUUGAAAGUGUGCCCGCGAUGUAUGGGACAAACAAACACGAGGGAACCUACGUCAUGGCUAUUGCAUACAACGACUUUUUGCGGCCCAACGGACUAACCGAGGACUUCAACUUCCUGAAGUACGACUGCAUUGAUGUUUUCUUGAACCUCUUCGGAGUCAGGGAUAAUGGUUACUUUGUGGGUGACGCUGUUGAGUACGAGUAUAUUGGUAUCGAUAGAAUGGGCAACUUGACUGCAAUGAUCCCUGGCAUGGUCGAUUUUUCUGGCGUUGCUUUCCUCAAAGGAGCGUCCUACGAGAACAUGAAGCUGCACUCCAAAUUCGGCAAAAGCUAUUGGUACACCUUCAAUUUCAAUGGGGCACUUUCACUUUGGUUUGCGAUUGCGUCUUCUGUGUGCGUCCCAUUCCCAGGAGGUGUUUGCCACGCAAAUGAGCUGUUGAUGCUUUGGAGUAUUCCUGUGUUAGACCAAACACUCAAUGCAGAAGAAGAGGAUCUUUCCAGGAAAAUGGUCAAAAUGUGGUACAACUAUGCUGCUUAUGGCGAGCCAAAUCCUCCAGCAAAUCCAGUUGAGGGAGUACCACCAAUUCCAGAAUGGGAAGAAGAAAGCAACACUUACAUCCGUUUAGAUAAUCCGGUGGAAGUGCCUGUCGACUUCACAAAAGAAUACACCAUUGCCAAAGAUGAGGACUUCUCGUUUGGUUACGAAAAUGAAUGGCCACAAUGUUAAGAAAAAAAAUCAAAAUCAUUAACUUGAAA
This is a messenger RNA of Cloeon dipterum, 1903 nucleotides long. RefSeq names its product juvenile hormone esterase-like. The coding region runs from base 99 to 1874 and encodes 591 amino acids. The record is from RefSeq and is a predicted model, not a curated record. Gene Ontology annotation, molecular function: serine hydrolase activity. NCBI's taxonomy places the organism in Eukaryota, Metazoa, Arthropoda, Insecta, Ephemeroptera, Baetidae. The transcript is spliced from 11 exons.